Messenger RNA from Coccinella septempunctata (seven-spotted ladybird), 2164 nucleotides. Its product is annotated as transketolase-like protein 2. Lineage: Eukaryota; Metazoa; Arthropoda; Insecta; Coleoptera; Coccinellidae. The record is from RefSeq and is a predicted model, not a curated record. Bases 130 to 2016 code for a protein of 628 amino acids. The transcript is spliced from 5 exons. Gene Ontology annotation, molecular function: thiamine pyrophosphate binding; transketolase activity.
AACUAGGCAGUCGCAGAGAAUCCCGUUGCGAUAGUAAAGGUAACUAGAAGGGGGGCCACUUGUUGGAGUGUCGCCGACAACGUAGAAGCUGGAAGUUUACUGAAUAUUGGUUAAAGUCAACCAAUAAUCAUGGCGAAUUAUCACAAACUUGAAGCCAAAACAGUAGACGAGUUAAAAGACAUCGCGAAUAAAAUAAGAAUUCAUUCUAUAACAUCAACACAAACAGCAAAAUCGGGUCACCCAACAUCAUGCUCUUCAAUAGCAGAAAUCCUAUCAGUACUAUUUUUCAAUACAAUGAGAUACAAAGUGUCAGAUCCAAGAGAUCCAUCAAGUGACAGAUUCGUUCUUUCCAAGGGGCAUGCUGCACCUGCUCUAUAUGCAGCUUGGGCAGAAGCCGGACUAUUUCCAGCAUCAGAUUUGAAAAAUUUGAGGAAAUUUGGAUCGGACCUAGAAGGGCACCCAACACCCCGUUUGAAUUUCAUCGAUGUAGGAACUGGUUCUUUGGGACAGGGUCUAGCAAUUGCCAAUGGUAUGGCUUAUGUCGGCAAAAAUUACGAUAAAGCAAAUUAUAGGGUGUAUUGUUUGAUUGGUGAUGGUGAAAGUGCAGAAGGUUCUAUCUGGGAAGCCCUAGCUUUCGCCAGUUACUACAAGCUGGACAAUCUAUGUGUUAUCUUUGAUGUCAACCGUCUGGGGCAAUCUGAACCAACAGCUUUGGGACACGAUAUGGAUACUUAUCGUAAACGACUGGAAGCAUUUGGCUUCAAUCCUAUAGUUGUGGAUGGUCACGAUAUCGAACAAAUCGUUAAAGCAUUCUACGUUGCCUCCAAUACCAAAGAAAAGCCAACAGCCUUGUUAGCAAAAACUUACAAAGGCAAAAAUUUCCCAAAAAUUGAAGAUUUGGAAAACUGGCAUGGAAAAGCUCUUGGGGAUCAAGCUGACAGAGUCAUUCAACAUUUACAAGGUCUUUUGAAGAAUCCAGGACCCUCCCAGAUCCAUCCUCUGAAACCGCUCAAGGAUGACGCACCAGCUGUAGACAUCACUAACAUAAAACUAGCCUCUCCUCCUUCUUACAAGAUUGGAGAACUGGUGGCCACAAGGAGCGCCUAUGGCUCAGCACUGGUGAAAAUCGCCAAAUCGAAUCCACGUGUCAUAGCUCUCGAUGGCGACAUGAAAAAUUCAACGUUUUCGGAAAAUCUGCGGAAGUAUGAUCCGACCAGGUAUAUCGAAUGCUUCAUUGCCGAGCAAAGUUUGGUUGGAACUGCAAUUGGAGCUGCAUGCAGAGAUAGAACGGUACCAUUCAUUUCCACUUUCGCCACCUUUUUCACAAGAGCAUUCGACCAGCUUCGUAUGGGAGCUAUAUCUCAAAGCAAUAUAAAUGUAGUUGGGAGUCAUUGCGGUGUGAGCAUAGGAGAAGAUGGUCCAAGUCAGAUGGGACUUGAGGAUUUGGCCAUGUUCAGAAGCAUACCAGGAUGUACAGUAUUCUAUCCAGGAGAUGCUGUGGCUACUGAAAGGGCUAUCGAAUUGGCUGCGAACACCAAGGGAAUUACGUUCACAAGAGUGAGCCGACCAGCUACCCCUGUACUUUAUUCAAACGAUCAGGUGUUCCAGAUUGGAAAAGCUUUGAUACACAGAAAGUCAAACAAAGAUCAAGUUCUCAUCAUUGGAGCUGGAGUAACCUUACAUGAAGCUCUGAAUGCAUCAAUUGAAUUGGCUAAAGGAGGAAUUGGAGCUAGAGUAAUGGACCCAUUCACCAUAAAACCCAUUGACAAGGAUGGAAUUAUCAAGAACGCUAAAGAAUGCGGUGGGCUAAUCAUUGUGGUGGAAGAUCAUUAUCCAGAAGGAGGUUUAGGUGAAGCCGUGCUAUCUGCUGUUGCCUUGGAAAAGAAUAUCAUCGUGAAACAUCUUGCGGUGCAAGAAGUACCCAGAUCUGGACCUCCGAAUGUACUUAUCGAUCAUUACGGCCUUUCUGCUAAGAAGAUAAUCGAUGCCGCCAGAGAACUGAUCAAAUUGUUUUAAAUUCCCCACUUAGAAUUUUCUUGAAAAUAUUCAUACAUUCCAGAUACAAUGUGGUAAUUUUUAGCAGAGUUCUAUUUUUUUGAAUUGAUAUUUGUUAAUUAUGUAUACUGUUUAUUGACAAUAAAUUAUAAAAUGAGUUGUACUGGAA